ACUGAGCUCAACGGUAAAGUCUACAGGUCGGCUGGCUAACGCGGGAAUGGCAAAGGACCCUUUGUGUAGCCUAUAAAUACCGCUGGGCCGCCGAGGAACGGGGAAUUUCGCGUUUACCACUUUCUCGAGGGGAGGCGCGGUGCAGGAUGGAGACGAAGGCAAUCCCAUCUCAAAACGGAAGCUACCACAAACUGGUCGGCGAAGAAUUUGAGCAUGGCAUAUCCUCGCUGAUUUUCCUCGGCACCGGCUGCUCCAGUGCGCUACCCAAUGCACGUUGCCUUACCCAACCAAUGGAUCCCCCGUGUCAGGUCUGCUCUCAAUCGCUCUUCCUACCUCCGGAGAAAAACCCUAAUUACAGGUGUAACACUUCUCUAUUGAUUGAUUAUAUUAAUGAGAAUGGUGCCCACAAGUAUAUAUUGAUUGAUGUUGGAAAAACUUUCAGAGAACAGGUUCUCCGUUGGUUUACACACCAUAAAAUUCCUUGUGUAGAUUCGAUUAUUUUGACGCAUGAACACGCAGAUGCUAUACUAGGUUUGGAUGAUAUCCGUGGAGUGCAGCCAUUUAGCCCAACAAAUGAUAUUGACCCUACUCCCAUUUACCUCACUCAAUACGCAAUGGAAAGUUUGUAG
This is a messenger RNA of Phalaenopsis equestris, 629 nucleotides long. Its product is annotated as putative hydrolase C777.06c. Bases 147 to 629 code for a protein of 160 amino acids. The record is from RefSeq and is a predicted model, not a curated record. The transcript has 4 exons. NCBI's taxonomy places the organism in Eukaryota, Viridiplantae, Streptophyta, Magnoliopsida, Asparagales, Orchidaceae.